Molecule: messenger RNA, 3358 nt
Organism: Paramisgurnus dabryanus
Lineage: Eukaryota; Metazoa; Chordata; Actinopteri; Cypriniformes; Cobitidae
Product: EGF-containing fibulin-like extracellular matrix protein 1
Molecular function (GO): calcium ion binding
Source: RefSeq, a predicted model, not a curated record
UGUAGGUCUGAAUCUUUAUCAGUAGAUGGAGCCACAUACACCAUGAUUAUAUUCCAACAAGAAUGUAGCAGUAAGCAAAAAAAGAAAAACCAUCAUUUGAAAAGGCUUGUGAGUAAAACCUGCCUCCUAAGAACAUGAUCACAGUCACCUCGUGUGUGAACCACAGCAGUCUUCCUGAAUUUACAGUGGAAUAUAUCACACAUGUUCACAAUGCUCAGGAUCUGUUUUUGCUUAAGUGUUGUCGUCCACUUCGCAGUGUCUCAGGAGGCAGAGGAGCCAAUCACAUACACGUGCACUGAAGGUUAUGAAUUUGAUAUUGAAAAGCAAAGCUGCAAAGAUAUAGAUGAGUGCAAGACCGUUCAGGAAGCUUGCAAAGGGGGGAUGAAAUGCAUCAAUCAUUUUGGAGGAUACCUCUGCCUGCCCCACAAUGCUCAGAUAAUUGUGAGUAAUGGUGAGGCUGAGCCCACUACGGCCCCACCCGUGGACACGGGUGCCAGAAGAGGAGUUCAGCCUGCUGUACCCGCCAUCUCCUCUGGCACUUAUUCGAGAGUCAUUCCAGGUUCAUCUUAUACACUCCAAUGUAGUGCGGGUUUCAUACUGGACGCUCAGAACUUCUGCAGAGAUGUGAAUGAAUGCGCCACCACAAACCCCUGCCAGCAUCAAUGCUACAAUCUGAUUGGCUCGUACAUCUGCCAGUGUGAAGUUGGGUACGAACUGGCUUCAGACUCGGUCUCCUGUCAAGACAUUGAUGAGUGUGACUUCUCGAACUACAUGUGCCAGUUCCAAUGUGUAAAUCAGCCUGGAGCAUACCAAUGUGUUUGUCCUGAGGGAUACCAACUCCAAGGGACACGAAUGUGCCAAGAUAUAAACGAAUGUGAAACGGGGCACAACUGCAGAGAGGAAGACAUGUGUUGGAAUUACUACGGAGGAUUCCGUUGCUAUCCCAGAAACCCCUGCCGGGAGCCAUACGUGAAAAGUGGUGAAGGUCGAUGUAGAUGCCAGUCACCCAGUGUGUGCCGGGGACUCCCACCAGUUAUCGUCUACAAGUACAUGAGCAUCUUUUCCGAACGCCAGGUCCCUGCGGAUAUCUUCCAGAUUCAAGCUACUAGUGUCUAUCCCAACAUGGUCAACACUUUCACAAUCAAAUCCGGCAAUGAGGGAGGAGAAUUCUACCUAAGGCGGUCCAGCAACGUAAGCGCCAUGCUGGUGAUGACCAAGCCUUUGACGGGACCCAGAGAACACGUCGUGGAUUUGGAGAUGGUGACCCAGAGUAACGUCUUGAGCUAUCGCUCCAGCUCGCUCCUGAGACUCACCAUUAUUGUGGGUCCAUACCCUUUUUAAAUCCUCCAGAUAGACCCAAUCAUCACCUUGGAUUUAUUUUUUGUACUACAGCUUUCUAUAUUCAACGUUCAGCACAUGGGCAUCUGAUUGUGGUCUAGAUCAGUGGUUGUCAACUGGUAGCUCACAAAAAAUGUCUAUUUUUGUAUAAAGAACAGCGUAAAUGAUAAAGUUAAAAUAACCAUUUAAUUUUGUAGUAAGAACAUGCACUUUUUCAACAUAAGAUAAAUGAAAACCAAAUAUUCACCUGGUACGUGGAAAUCACAAAAAUUAAUAAUAAAUUAUUGGCUGACAUCAUGAACAUUCACAAACCAAUAAAGAGGACAAAUCAAAAUUCUGGGCCCUGAAGUAAAACUUAUUGAAAACCACUGUUCUAGAUAGUUUAAAAAUAUGCAUAUUUAAAUCUAAAAAGUGGGCUGGUUUUUCACUAACAUUUUCUUUGUACGAUUGAAAAUGGAAGAGAAAGGUAUGAUAGAGUGACAUGAAGGCCAAAAGAAAAACAUCAGUGCUGACUUUAUACAAGCGGAUAUCCGAAGGACAAACAGUUUUACUCUGAAGAGCACUUAGGUUAUCUUUGACCUGGUAGUUAGAUCUUCAUAAGAUCCUGGUUGCAUAAUUAUCUUUACGCCAUUUCAAACUUGUUGACCUUCCUUUUAACAUGGAAAUCUCUUUAUAAAAGUACACUAUACAACCUGUGUGCUAUAUUUCAAGUCUUCUGAAGCCAGACAACAGCUUUGCAAAACAUUAAAGUCGUUAUUACAAUGUCAGAAAAAAAAUUAUACUAGUAACUCAACGGUACAUAUUGGUAUUAAAUGUAUAUAUCUUUACAUAUUAGGACAUUUAUUAUAGGGUACCAUCCCAGUGACAGCUUGGGAGCAUUUUUUCUUGACAGUGUAGAUUAUAUUUUUUGUAUUUUUGUAACAUACGUAACAAACCAUGCAAAUAUGAUUUUAAUAGACUUAUGCAUGAUAAUGGUAACAAUUAUGAUGCUUUUUGUCAUCAGUCCUUAUUCAGUUUAAUUGUAAAUGUGAUUUUCUGCCUAAAAUCAAUUUUAGUUUUCCACAAAAGAAUUAAAGUCAUACAGGUUUGGAUCGGCCUGCAUUUUCAUGUUUAGAUAAACUGUUCCUUUAUUCUGUUAUGCAUGCAACAGAACAUAGAUCAAAAACGUUAUCAAAUGGAUCCAUGCUUUCAUCACUCGGACUCACUUUACUUUUUGGCAGGGAGAAAACUGUUUUAUAGGUGGAACAUGUGGUUAAAGCAAAAGUCUUAGGUGGAACAGUGCGUGUUGUAAUCUAAUGGCAUCCUUAGCUAAUGGAAAUAUCUGAAUGCGACCUCCGCCUAGCAAAUGCUGCAGAAAUGACCUCCCAUCCUAUGAGAAUAAGGCAAUAAUGUUUUGGAAACAGAAGUGAUGUUUUUAGGAAAUUGCUGGCGAGGGUUUCGGGUCACAUAAGCAAUGGAACUGUUGCCUAACAUAUCUGUAAGGUUGCCAGAGCACCGUUUGAUCUUGUGCAGUGUUUCUUAUUGAUGGUCCAUGACAAAAACUGUUGCGUCACACCAAAUGCCCCAAGAGAUGUGACCGUGGGUGAGGCUGAAAUGGUUUACCACGUUGUAUGAAAUUUUAUUUUGGCAAGCAGCCUCGGUUGCAUCAAGAUCUGAUCUGAAGUAAUGCAAUGCGAUGGAUGCUUGCCAAUCAAAUAUAUAUAUAUAUAUAUAUAUAUAUAUAUAUAUAUAUGUGUUAUAUAUAAUAUCUAUUUUCUAAUGAUUCACUGAAUUUGAUGGUGAAUGCUCCUUCUUAUUUCUCUAAAUGAGAUUGCUUAUAUAAUCUGGUCUCUACUUUAGUAUAAUAAAAAGAGGUUUUUAUUUUCUAGCUGAAUGUCGAUUGGAUUUGCACCUGUCUAUUAGAAAUAAUCUGUAUUUUCAGUUUAUUCUCAAAUUGCACUUUUUUAAUCAUAUGUAGCCUUUAUCCCAUUUAUCCUGCUGUAAUGUUUUUUUUUUUUUAAUAAAAGAAUUCAAUAACAAA